This is a messenger RNA of Parnassius apollo (apollo), 3066 nucleotides long. Lineage: Eukaryota; Metazoa; Arthropoda; Insecta; Lepidoptera; Papilionidae. The record is from the annotation of a GenBank genome assembly.
AUGGAUUCUGAUGUUGAAUGUCCAUGCACGGAGGAUGUUGCUGCACCUUCGAUCCUGCCAAGUUGCACUUGCACAAAGGACGACCAUGACAAAGUGAUCCACGUAGAACAUUGUAUAUUUUACAGGAAUGAACAAUUAAUUUAUCAUAAAGAGGCUGCUUGCGAAUGUUUCGUUCCUGUUACACCUAAUGAAGAUGGCGACUGUCAGUGCUGUAGGUGCCCCGAAAACCAAUGCCGCUGUAACAAGGCCGGCAGAGAAGUUUUCGAGGAAUGGCGCAGCAAGCGCGUCAUGGGAGCCAUGCCGGCGGUGCUGGAAGCAACGCAUCCGCUCAUGCAGAAAUUCCAGGAAACUCUUAAAAAAUUUCUCGAGAGGGAGAACGCAAUCGCUGAAGAAGAAAUUAAAAAAUUGCGCGACGAACUAAAAGAAAGCAAGCAAGAGUACGACAAGGACCUUGAAGCGAUUUAUCGCGACGACCAUGAUACCAACGCCCAAAGAGCAUUAAUAACGGAAUACGAAGAAAUGUUAACCCAAAAAACAGCGGAACGUCAGGCGGCUGAACAACGAGUACGCGAUUCAACUGAAAAGUAUAAACAAGCCAUGGAGAAACUAGAAAAGAACGCAGUACAAGUGAAAACUUCUUCAACUGAAAAGUAUAAGCAAGCCAUGGAGAAACUAGAAAAGAACGCAGUACAAGAGCGGGAGGCAACUGAGGAGCUUGAGGCAUUGACGACGUUGUGCAAGCAGUUGGAAGCGUGGAGGGAAGAGACAGAGUCAGAUUUAACAGUCAAUCAGCGCAUGUCGGAGAAGAUGAGGGCGGAAAAAAGAGCUUUAGCAGAUGAAAAACGCCAGUUGGAUAUGAUCAUAUACAGUCUCAGCAAUGAAGUGUGGAAGUUGGAGUCCAAGUUGGAGAUGUUCCAGAAGCAGCUCGACAUCAAGAACGCUGAGAUGGAGCAAGUUAACGAUAAGGUGACUGCCUAUGCAGCAGAAUUGGAGGACUUGGAGCUGGAUAAACGUCGACUUAUGAGCCUUUGGAACUCUGUGCUGGUGAAUAUACAACAGCGAGAUAGGGCUUACGAUUCCGUACGGGACGACUACAGAGUGCUGCAGGAGAACUAUCGAACACUGAUUAACAACCUAGAGAUAACGAAGAAGGUGGUUAUGGAGGAGAUGAAUAAGGGAAGGGAGAUCGCAAUGAACAAGGACAAGGUUCUCUACGAUAUUGCAGCUGCGAACAAACUGCUGGAAGGAGACGAAGCGAAACGAACAAAUUUAGAAACACAAAUCAUCCAGCUCUCGGAAUCGAUAGAAAUGGCAGAAAGAGAUCAAGAGCUUAUCAAAUCGGAGAAUCAAACGAUGAAGAACAUCCUUAAGAGCACUAAAAAAGAGUGCCAGAGAAAAGAGGGGCAGAAGUUGAAAUUGGAAAACGAAAUUCUAACGAACCUUCAAGAGUGUCUUCUGAACGAUAAAGCCGUUGAGUCGAUGGCCAACGGUAUUAAGAAAAUGAGGGAAAUGUCUAGAAAACAAGAAAUAGCAUUAACAGCAAUGGAGAAUCAACACGCGAAGAUGGUUCUAGAUAUUGAGAUGCAUCGCAACAAACAAGCGCAAAAUAAACUUAUUCAAGAAGAAACUCUACGCAAAGUGAAGGAAAGGGAGAGCGAAAUAGAUCAGCUACAGGAGAAAUAUGAUCAAAAAGCGCUUGUACUUACAAGAAAGCAGAGAGAAUUGGAUAUCAUUACUAAGAAAUAUACUGCCCUUAAAGAAAUAUUCGACAUGAAAUCGCCACAGGAGCGUCGCAUCGAAGAUCUGGAGAAACAGAUCAGAGAGCUGCGUGAGAGGACUGAGCGGGCUCAACACGAGUGGCUGCGGCUGCAGGGACACGUCGUGAAGCUCGCCGCACAGCAUCACACUAUACUCACGGACAUCAACCUUAUUAAUAAACAAAUUCAAAUAUGUGAUCAGAAGACGAUACGCAUUCAAGCCGAGUGCGAACGCAUUGCUCAAGAGCGCACGAACGUCGAUCGUUCGUUACGUUCGCUACGAGGGAGACUUGAAGUUAUUCAGCGCACACGCAAAGACGCGGUCGAGCGCAAUGCCGGUGCACAGCGCACGAACGCUGCUAUCACACAUGAAUACACAGCUAGCCUUAAGGAUGCAGAAUCAGAAAUAUUUGAGUUAGAAGAGGAUAUAGAGGCUCUGGAAAAAGAGAAGAUAAACCUGACACAAGAAUUAGAUCGAGUUCAAAGGGAAGCGUUGAUUUGGCAGAGAAAGGGUAUUCUUGCUGUAGAACUGAAACGUAGCAUACAAAACUCCAAAUCCGCUGCAGGAGAAAUCGGACAGAUGAAAAAUGAGAUACACAAAAUGGAGGUACGCCGCGAUCAACUCCGUCGCACCGGCGAGAAGUUAGCGGAAGAUCUAGCACUGUACGUGACGAGACGGGAGACCGCCGUGGACAAGACUCGUGCUGCCGCCGCUGUGGAAAAGGCACACGGGGGCUCCACACUAACCUCGCAGUCCACUUUCCACCACAAGUUGCGACUAGCACGGGCCGACGUCACCCGUCUCAAUAAGGAGUUGAAAGAGGCUAAAUCGCACAUGGAGUAUUUGGAGAAUGAGCAAGCACGUCUAGAGCGCGAGAUGGCGGACACGUCGGCAUUGAACGCGCAAUUAGAAGAGCACGUUGCAACGCUGUUGCAAGAAUGUCGUGAUACAGAGAGGCAGAAACAAUGGCUCCUCGAAAGAGUAGUUAGAAGUCAGCGUUACGGCAGCGAAUUGGCCACAGCCGUGAAACGACAAACACUGCGCGUAAAGAAACCUAAGUCUGCUGUUACUGCAGAGUACACCCAGACUCGUCUACUCAACGACAGCCUCAACCAAGUCGUGAAUGCACUGAGCAUAGAAUAUCCAAGCCUCAGGGACAAAUUGGAAGCGAUCAGCAACACCCUGAACAUUCAUUCGCCGAGCCAAUCUCCGAGGCUUUCUUUGGACGAAUGCGUGUGUCCUGAAGUAAUUGAGGGUCAGGAAAACAUUGCUGAGAAGCCCCUGGACUCUUGCCCCUGUCCUGAGUGA